Rotaria sordida is the source of this 615-nucleotide messenger RNA. Lineage: Eukaryota; Metazoa; Rotifera; Eurotatoria; Philodinida; Philodinidae. The record is from the annotation of a GenBank genome assembly.
AUGACUCGAAUUAAACGUCCUUUAUUUGGUGGUGCUAUUCAAGCAUUUUUACCUGAGGGAGCAAUUGAUGCAAGUUCAAUUCGAAUUGUUCCAAAUAAUCAAGAAGUAUUUAUGCAUGUUCAAUCUGAUCAAAGUGUAAUUAUUGAAAUUCUUGAACGAGUUGAUGAAGUAUCUGAUGAAAAUGCUAUUAAAUAUCAUUUUGAUGCAUUAGCUGAAGCAAAUGAUGCAAAUAAUAUUCAAGAUCAUAUUAUUAAUAGAAUCGAACCAAUUCCAAUCAAUUCACUUAUUGUUCAACGAUUAACUUCAGCUUGGUAUUUAUUUGGUCAACAACAAAUAUCAAAAUAUCAUGAACAAGCAAAAAAUCUCGUUCAUAUUCAUGUUUGUCUUCUACGUUUGGGUGGUGAUCUUGCAACAGAUAUUCUUAUUUCAUUCAAUGAUCCAGUUUUUAUUAGUGAACAAAGUAGUAGUAAUGAUCAACAAAAUCAAAAUGCUUCACGAUGGACAUUACACGAUUUUGAACAAUUUUUUCGUUCAUUAGAAAUAGUUGAUUAUGGUUUAUUUGUAACAGAAUCGAAUAAUUCGAACUUACAAUCGAACGAUGUUGAUAUGUCUUAA